UAUAUACAUUUGGCUUCCGCAACAUUUUGAUAAUAUUACCUUUACUCGUUUAUGUGCUUUAGGAAGACUUCUUUGCUGUUGUGGAUUGGGCAGGAAAGAUUGAUCCUAUGUGCUGCAUAUCAAUGCAUGGAAUCACAGAACGUUAUAUUCCUGGUCAGAAGGCUGAUGCUGCAGGAUUUGUGCGCAUCUUGCUUGAUGACUUGGAAUCAAGAAUUUCAAUGCAGUUCAGCCGUUUUGUUGAUGAAACAUGUCAUCAAAUUGAAAGAAAUGAGCGAAAUGUUCGGCAGAUGGGAGUCUUAUCAUUUAUACCGAGAUUUGCUACUCUUGCAACCCGUAUGGAGCAGUACAUUCAAGGACAAUCCAGGGAUUUGGUUGACCAGGCAUAUACGAAGUUUGUAACUAUAAUGUUUGUUACUUUGGACAAAAUUGCUCAAACAGACCUGAAAUAUCAAGACAUCAUGCUUUUAGAAAACUAUGCAGCAUUUCAGAAUAGUCUGUAUGACCUGGCUAAUGUUGUGCCCACCUUAGCAAAAUUCUAUCACCAAGCAAGUGAAUCUUAUGAACAAGCUUGCACACGCCACAUCAACAUGAUUAUUUACUAUCAAUUUGAGCGACUUUUUCAAUUUGCUCGAAGAAUUGAGGAUUUAAUGUACACAAUUACACCGGAAGAGAUUCCAUUCCAGAUCGGAUUGUCAAAAACGGAUCUUAGGAAGGUGGUAAAGUACAGUUUAUCUGGGGUGGAUAAGUCCAUCACUGCAAUGUACAAGAGAUUGCAGAAGAACUUAACCUCAGAGGAGUUGUUGCCUUCUCUAUGGGAUAAAUGCAAGAAAGAGUUCUUGGACAAGUAUGAGAGUUUCGUCCAACUUAUAAAUAAGGUUUACCCCACCGAGACCAUCCCUUCCAUCUCAGAAAUGCGCGGGCUUUUGGCAUCGAUGUAAAGCAGCUCCAGUUUUGAUUCUUUUUCUUCUGGUGGGAGGACAGAGAGUUGUACAGUUGUCUUUGUGGUUAAUAUUCAUUUUAUUCUUUUACAUCAUAAAUUGAUUAAUUCUAAGACUCACAUUUAUCAGAUGAAAACAGGCUGGGUGGAGUAUCUGCUUUAUCAUUC
Molecule: messenger RNA, 1105 nt
Organism: Nicotiana tabacum (common tobacco)
Lineage: Eukaryota; Viridiplantae; Streptophyta; Magnoliopsida; Solanales; Solanaceae
Source: RefSeq, a predicted model, not a curated record